GAUGUAAUCGGAACUCGAUUUCCCUAGGCGGCGGCCGCGGCGGUGGAGGCUCAGCGGCGCGGCGGCAGCGGCGGCGGCGGCUGCUCGGCCAGUACUCCCGGUCCCCGCCAUUUCAGACCGGGAGCGAACGCGGUGCGGGCACUGAAGGCGGCGGCGGGGGCCAGAGGCUCUGCGGCUCCCAGGCCUGCUGAAAAUGACUGAAUAUAAACUUGUGGUAGUGGGAGCUGGUGGCGUAGGCAAGAGUGCCUUGACGAUACAGCUAAUUCAAAAUCACUUUGUGGAUGAAUAUGAUCCUACAAUAGAGGAUUCCUACAGGAAACAAGUAGUAAUUGAUGGAGAAACCUGUCUCUUGGAUAUUCUCGACACAGCAGGUCAAGAGGAGUACAGUGCAAUGAGGGACCAGUACAUGAGGACUGGGGAGGGCUUUCUUUGCGUAUUUGCCAUAAAUAAUACUAAAUCAUUUGAAGAUAUUCACCAUUAUAGGGAACAAAUAAAAAGAGUUAAAGACUCUGAAGAUGUACCUAUGGUCCUAGUAGGAAAUAAAUGUGACUUGCCUUCUAGAACAGUAGACACAAAACAGGCUCAGGAUUUAGCAAGAAGUUAUGGAAUUCCUUUUAUUGAAACAUCAGCAAAGACAAGACAGGGUGUUGACGAUGCCUUCUAUACAUUAGUUCGAGAAAUUCGAAAACAUAAAGAAAAGAUGAGCAAAGAUGGUAAAAAGAAGAAAAAGAAGUCAAAGACAAAGUGUAUAAUUAUGUAAAUACAAUUUGUACUUUUUUCUUAAGGCAUACUUAAGUGGUAAUUUUUGUACAUUACACUAAAUUAUUAGCAUUUGUUCUAGCAUUACCUAAUUUUCUUUCUGCUCCAUCCAAACUGUUAGCUUUUAUCCUGAAUGCUUAUUUUAAAAUGACAGUGGAAACUUCUUCCUCUAAGUGCCAGUAUUCCCUGAGUUUUGGUUUUUGAACUAGCAAUGCCUGUGAAAAAGAAGUUGAAUACCUGAGAUUUAUUUCUUGGGGUUUUUGGUGCAUGCAGUUGAUUACUUCCUAUUUUUCUUACCAAUUGUAAACUUUGGUGUGAAACAAAUUAAUGAAGCUUUUGAAUCCUCCCUAUUCUGUUUUAUCUAAUCACAUAUAUGCUAAUUAUAACUUCAGUUGAGAUUUCACUAUUGGUUUUACAGAAACAUUGAGGGAACAUGAAUUUCUGAGCUUCCUGUAGAUUCUUCUUGUAGGCUUUAUGUCCUCUAGUUUCAGCCACCCCUAAUGAAUGUAAAUUUACACUGUUCAUAAAGGUUUUCUUCCUCUUUCCACUGCUAUUUGUUAUAGUCAUGUUCCCCCAAAUAUUAUAUUUUUUCUAUAAAAGGAAAAAAAAUGGAAAAAAAGGGCAAUGGAAGAUUAUUAAAAGGCCAUUUACUUUCCAAGAGAGAUAAAUUCCUAUAAUACUCUGAAUAGCUUUUUCUGUUAAUGGAGGCCUGGUAUCUAAUGAGGAUUAUAGCAACCAUUUGUGGGCUAUAUUUACAUGCUACUAAAUUUUUGUAAUAAUUUAAAACAUUUUAACGUGUAAAAACUCUCAUAGGAAUUAAAUGUAGUCCUCAUGUGUCAGAUUGCUGUUUCCUAAAAUAACUUUAAACCUUUUCUUGAACUUCAGUCUUUAAAAAUAGUUUUAAUUCUGGCAUUAAAGAUUAUUUGAGCCAGUUAGCUUAGUAGGUGUUAAAAAAAAACCAAGUUGAAGUCCUGUGUGAACCUGUGAGCUUCACGGUGAGUUUCACAGUGUGGAGAGCAUCCCUACGGUCUUCCCGUGUUGUCAAGCAUUGGUUGGUCAAAAAUGGGAACUAGAGGUUUGGCUAGCUCAGCAAGAUACAUUUUCACUGUGCGGUGGUUCUGCUUACAGAUCAAGAACAUCACUUUAAAAAAAAGCAAACGUUUUAAAAUAAAUUAUUUUAAAUGAGAUUUUGGGGUGGGGAUGGGGAAGACUAAUUUUUUUUUAAAUAAGGAAAGGAAAAAGUUUCAGAGUCUCUAGUAGUUCUCUUAAUCUGGCUAAAGUAGCUAAAGUAAUAUUUCAUAAAAUGUUCCAAGUCUGGUCCAUAUUUUAAGAAUAUCUAAUGCUGAAAACUAGGUAAAUUAGCAAAAUGAUUAUUUCAGUACAAUUUUCCUUUUUUAAAAUUUUCCUUUUGUAAGACAUUUGAUGUGAGAAGGCAUGUUGACGUGAAAAUAAUCAGUGGACUAGGAGGAAAGUGACUUUAGAUUCUGGUGUCUUUACAACUCUAAUUUUGGGCAAAUCACUUAUCCAUUUCUUUAUGUUAAAAUAAGUCAUCUCAAGGCUAUAGCUAGCAUUACAAUUACGUGAUUCACAUUCAGUUUACAUAAAAAUAUACCUAUUUGUUAGUCUCAGCACAAUCUAUAACUUCUUACCUGUGUUGCCAUCUUCAGUGCCAGUCUUAGGCAAAAUUGUACAAGAGGUGAAGUUAAUUUUUUAAUAUCCUUUCUCAAUAUUUAACACCCUUCUCCCAUGUAAGUAUCAUCUUGCCAGCCUACCCUUCUGUGUGACCCACAACUUGAUGCUUUUCCUUUAAAUAUGUCUAAUUCCCCUACACUCAAGAUUUACGCUGCUUUAGAUAUCUCCUUGAAGAUUUCCCAUCAAGUCACAUCAAAAUGCCCUACAUCUUACUUCCUCAGGCUCAACAUGACCUGACAGAUACUACCAUGAGAUUGGACCUAAUGGUUAAUUUUGAGGUGGUGGCUGUAGCAAUUUAAGCUUGAUCCUUUGAAUGUUAUCUGUUUGCUGCCUGGUCCAUUAGUGACUAUUUAGGAAUUUUCAUAUCUUCUGUGAGUAGACAGAACCCUAUCCAGUGGAAAAAGAAUUUAAUAGGGUAAUGCUGAAAAAAUUCCUUAGAUAACUUAUAAUUAGGACUAGCCCUGGUAACAGUGACAUAUUGCAUUGUUUUAAUAAUUAAAAUCUUACAAUGAAAAAUACUUCAAAAUUUAAUUCAUAAAGCCUACCUUUUAACAUGGUUCAUUAAUUCCAUAUAGUUGAGUGCCCACUAAAUGCCAGGCAGUACACAAGGCACUGGAGAUAUUGUGGUAAAGGGGACUUAAUCCCUUUCCUAAAGAAGUAGUGCUUAUAUUCUCAAGUGGUCUGAUAUCUUCCUGAGGCGUUUGGCACAUGACCCAGAGACAACAUAAUGCAUAUUUUAGUUUUGUAAGGAAAGGAGUUGGUUUUUUAAGGUUUCUUCCAUUUCUGGAGUAAUUAUUUUGCUCUGAUUCCAUUGUAACUGGUUAAUCAAGCUACUUUAUAUAAAUUACUUUUAUGUCAUUGUUUUAAAGGAGGAAACUUGAUUAUAUAUUUUUUAUUUGGCAUAACUGUGAUUCUGUUGGGACAAUUAUAGUAUACAUAAAGUUGUAUGACAUAAUAUUAAAAUUCCCAAGUGUAUAAUAUUCUGGUUGGUCUCUUUGUAUAAGUAAUUAAAAUGGACUUUUAAAAUUAAAUACUGAAUUCUAAAAGUUAUGUUUAUCGAAGUAGGAAUAAACAAAUGCCUGAACUAAUUUACAGAAAAGGAAAUUUCUGUGUAGAAAUCAUUAUGAUUUCUGAAAUGCUUUGCUAGACUACAGGUUUACAGAAUAUCAUCUAGGUGGGAUGUUAAGACUUAUAUAGAACCUCUUCUUGUUUCUAUCCAAGAGAAAGAAAUGGCCAGACUUCAAGAACAGCAGUGCAUAAUUGAGUGAGGGAAUUUUAAGACUCUUGCAUUUUUGACAUAGCUAGACAAUUUUUUUUAAGCAAUGGUAAUUUUCCUUUAUUAUAUGAAUUGACAAAAGGUUUUCAUAGAGAUUUUAAAAAGGGAGAGAUGAUCCUAGAAGUAACAUAAAUAUUGUUUAAUUAUUACAGCCUUAAAGAUGAAAAUCCUUGUUGAAAUUGAAAAAGUGCUAAAUUACAUAGUCUUAGACAUUAACAUGUUUGUGGAACAAUGUAGCAGAAGUCUGUAGUAUAAUUUGAGUGGAUAUUCCCAAUUAGGAAUUCUAGGCUCUAUUUUAACUGAGUCACACUGCAUAGGAAUUUAGAACCUAACUUUCAUAGAUUAUCAAAACCUUUGCCACCUGCACAAUUUUGUUCUAGUAUAUAAUAUAAAGAAAUCUUGUGAGGCAUGUUAAGUUGCAGUUUGCACAAAUUCAUCUCAUUUGUAUUCCAGUGACGUUUUUUUCUCCUAGUCGUUUUUUUUUUCCCCUAAACAGUAUAUACACAGUUAUUUUGUAGGCAAUAAAAACUGUCAUUUACAUUUGUCAAAAAGUAAUAAUUUCUU
Messenger RNA from Phyllostomus discolor (pale spear-nosed bat), 4291 nucleotides. RefSeq names its product KRAS proto-oncogene, GTPase (gene KRAS). Gene Ontology annotation, molecular function: GTPase activity; GDP binding; GTP binding. Gene Ontology annotation, cellular component: plasma membrane. The record is from RefSeq and is a predicted model, not a curated record. Bases 194 to 760 code for a protein of 188 amino acids. Gene Ontology annotation, biological process: Ras protein signal transduction. NCBI's taxonomy places the organism in Eukaryota, Metazoa, Chordata, Mammalia, Chiroptera, Phyllostomidae. The transcript has 5 exons.